Marmota monax (woodchuck) is the source of this 7104-nucleotide messenger RNA. It is a transcript of the gene Uvssa, whose product is annotated as UV stimulated scaffold protein A. Gene Ontology annotation, molecular function: RNA polymerase II complex binding. The coding region runs from base 444 to 2675 and encodes 743 amino acids. Gene Ontology annotation, biological process: response to UV; transcription-coupled nucleotide-excision repair. The transcript has 13 exons. NCBI's taxonomy places the organism in Eukaryota, Metazoa, Chordata, Mammalia, Rodentia, Sciuridae. Gene Ontology annotation, cellular component: chromosome. The record is from RefSeq and is a predicted model, not a curated record.
GUAGGUUCCGUGUCGGCCGCGCAGUUGCGGGUGUCGCACCCAGCCGGCCCGGGGUCCCGAGGCCGCGCGCUUCUGCGCUCGCUGCGCUGCCUGGCAGCAGGGCCCUCCACUCCCCGCGCGUUGGUGUAAGACGGUGGCUUUCGUUACCUUCCGCACCUGCCUGUCCCCGGUGCGGCAGCGUCUCCCGCACCGUGGCUUGGUUGUCCCGAUCUAGGCUCGGCUUUGACACUUCCAGAUCGUCACCGGGGACUCUUGACUCGCCCUAACGGUGCUUGGAGCUGCCCUGUUUCCUAGGGCGUCUUUCUGCGGAGGCCAGAGCCUUGGACACAGCCUCAGGGCCUCCCGCGGUGCGCACUAUUUAGGCGAACCCGGUAGCAUUUAUCUAUAAGACCAAGAGGGUAAAGUAAGGUGGCAGUUCAUCUCUGCGUUCCGUAUUUCUAGACAUGGAUCAAAAACUGUUAAAGUUGGUAGAAGAGCUCACAACUUCAGGAGAACCCCAACUGAAUCCUGAGAAAAUGAAGGAACUGAAGAAAAUGUGCAAGUCUUCAGAGGAGCAGCUCAGCUGUGCCUACCGCCUGCUGAAAACACAGCUGACCCAGGACCAUGCUGAGGUCCGCCUGUCCGCCUUCCAGAUCGUGGAUGAGCUCUUCACCAGGUCUCACCAGUUCAGGGUGCUGCUUGUUUCUGACUUCCAGGAGUUCCUGGAGCUCACACUGGGCACCAACCAUGAGCAGCCCUUGCCGCCCCCCAGAGAGGCAGCCCAGAGGCUGAGGCAGGCAGCCCUGCGCGCUGUGGAAGGGUGGAAUGAGAGGUUUGGUGAGGCCUACAAGAAGCUAGCCUUGGGCCACCACUUCUUAAAACACACCAAAAAGGUGGACUUUCAGGAUGUAAAUGGGAGGACUCUGGCAGAAAGGCAGCAAGAAGAGCAAAAGCAGAGGCACUUGGAUAGAAUCUACAGAGAAAGAGCCAAGCAGGCCGAAAGGGAAAUGGAAGAGAUGUCUGCAGAAGUUGGGUGCUGUCUGACGGAAGUGGAGAACUGCUUCAGGCUGCUGGUGCCUUUGGACUUUGACCCGUGCCCAGAAGCCAGCUUCCUUGAUGAGGGUCCCCCUGGUUCCUUGAGCUCAGACUGGGAAGUCCCUCACUGGUCAAGCACUCCUGAUGCCCCAGAUGAGCCAUGCUGCAGCAAGGACCUGCCCGCCUCUGCAUACCACCCGGGGGCCACUGGUGCUGGGGAGGGGCCGCCCCAGGCAGCCACAGGGGACCCCUUGGAGGACGAGGAGCAGCCGUGCUGCAGCAAGGACCUGCCUGCCUCUGCGCAACACUCAGGGGCCGCUGGUGCUGGGGAGGGCUGCCAGGCAGCCGUGGAGGAUGCGCCCCAGGACGAGUGCAGCGGGGAGCAGUUUGUGCGCAGCCAUGGGCUGGGCUCACACAAGUACUCGCUGGACGUGGAACUGCCCUUGGACGGUCUGAAGGUGCAAGAGAAUGAUGACAAUCUUGCUGUCCUCCAUGCUGCCCGCGAUGCAAUCAAGCUCAUCCAGAACAAGUUCCUGCCAGCUGUGUGCUCCUGGGUCCAGAGGUUUACCCGAGCAGGGACCCAUGGUGGACACUUACGGUGUGCCAUCGACUUGAAGGCAAAACUGGAACUUGCGCUGAGAAAGUAUGAGGAGCUUCACGUGCAGCCUGAGUGGGGACCAAGGAGCAAGACUGAAGCCCCAGGGGACGAGGAGGAUGAGGAGGACGACGAGGACUUUGUGGAGGUGCCGGAGAAGGAGGGCUAUGAGCCCCACAUCCCUGCCCAUCUGCGGGCUGAGUAUGGGCUGGAGCCCAAAGCCCCUCUGCAGGCUCUGGAGAAAGAUGCAGCUGCACAGGGCUCACAGGCGAGGAAGAGGACGAGAAGGGACGAGGAGGCGUCGGACCCCACCUCUGCUGCUGCCCAGCUGUGGCGGCCCCACGACUGCCUGCCUCCUGUCCUACCCUCCUCUGUCAGGGCUCCACUGGGACCCGAGGAGGCCCAGAAACUGGCGGAAGAGCGGGCCCGGGCGCCCGUGGUACCCUUUGGAGUGGACCUGUGCUACUGGGGCCAGGAGCAGCCGGUGACCGGGAAGAUCCUCAGAUCUGAAUCUCAGCACCGUUUCUGGAAGCCCCGGGAGGUAGAAGAGGAGGUGGACAGUGCAGAUGUGCCUGCCGUGUUCCAGAGCCGCCGCAUCACCUUUGCAGGGAAGUUUGAGCCUGUGCAGCACCGGUGCCGGGCCCUGAGACCCGAUGGCCGGCUCUGUGCGCGCCAGGACCGGCUGAAGUGUCCUUUCCAUGGGAGGAUCAUCCCCAGAGAUGAUGAGGGGCGGCCCCUGGACCCAGAGGACAGGGCCCGGGAGCAGCAGCAGCCACCACACAAGCAGUCACGCCCAGACUGGCAGGACCCGGAGUUCAUGAGGGACGUGGAGGCAGCCACAGGGGCAGACCUGGGCUCGUCGAGGUACAGCCAGAAGGGCAAAGGGAAGCGGAAGAAGCACCCCAACCUCACGGACCUGCGAGAGCGAGCCAACACCAGCCGGGCCCGCCUCAGGAAGAAGGUCUUCGCCAAGGCAGCUGUGCGAAGAGUGGUCACUGCCAUGAACCAGGUGGACCGGAAGAAGCACGAGAAGUUUGCAAACCAGUUUAACUAUGCGCUGAAUUAGAGGCUGUGCCGUGGCCCUUGAUCGUCAGCUCUUCUUCCUCUGCCAGCAUGGGGGAGGGAGUGUGGGUGUCCAUCUGGGAAGGAGCCUUUCUUGUGUGUGGUCAACAUCAGGAAAUGGUGUGCCAAGAUGCCCUGCAGUGGGGGCCUUCACCUGCCUGGGGGCCACCACCACCUGGUUGCUACGUGUCCCCUGUGGGGCAUCCUGUGGUUCUCUUGAGCCUGUGCACUGGGCGGUGUGGUCAGAGCCCAUGGACGGGCCCACGGUCGGCACCUCCUGCCCUCCACCCACGCUGCACCCCCCGGAGGCAGAGCAGAGCAGCUCUGGGAGGCCCACGCUCUGUCACUGUGCCCGCAAUGCGAACUCAACCCUGGUGGAGGCCAAGUCCAGGCCUCGGUGGCCCUAGUUCCCCCGCAGGGUGCUGAGGAGGCUCCUGCCCCCUGCGGAGUGUGGCUUCAGGGGCAGUGCGGGCUCACGCGGCUGCACUCCAGAGCACUCUGCUGCCCUACAGGAGCCGCUGGCCCCUUCCUGCCCGGGUCUGCCUCUGCCUUUUCUGGACAUUUCAGAUAUGGAGUUGUUCACAGGUGUCCUCGUCGCGCUACUGCCCCUUGGCGGAUGUUGUCAGACCCGUGGCACCUCAGUCCUCCUUCCUUUGCAUCACCUGGAGCCGAGAGGCUCCUCGGGUGUUCCUCUUUUGACCUUUGGGGUAUUCCCACGUUUUGGCUGUUGGGAAUAGCACUGCUGUGAGCGUGUGUGGACAAAGGUGGACAGAGGUGGUCCACCCAAGGGAUACACCAGGGGGCAUAGUGACUCCAUGCCCCACCUUUCAGUGAACUGCCAGGCCCCCUUCCAUGGGGAGGGUCUCCGUCCUGCACCCGCCAGCAGCCCAAGUCCCACUGCCCUGCUUCCUUACCAAGCUCAGGGUCACCUGACUUUUUAGUUUCUCGAGUCUUUGUGGACGUGAAGGGUUUGCUCGUGUUCAGAUUUGCAUCUCUGUAAUAACCAACGUUGAGCAUCUUCUGUUCUUAUUGGCCAUCUGUAGGUCUUCUUUGGAGAAACGUCUACCCAGAUCUUUCCCGUCUUUAAUGGGGUAUGUGUCCUGUGUUGUGAGAGUUUUGCAGAGAGUCUGAAUACCAGGCCCUUGAUACUUGCUGAUACCUCUUGCCCCCUGCCUUCUCGCCUUCUCGAUAGCACCUUUUAAGAGUCAUCAUUUUGUUGAAGUCCAACGUGUGUGUGUCUUUUUCUUUUGUUGCUUGUGCUCUUGGCGUCACGUCUGUGACGCCAUUGCUCAUUUCAGGUCACAAAGAUCCGCUCUUCAGUUUUUUUCCUAAGACUUUCCUAUUUCUAGUUUUUAGUCCGGUCUUGGGUCCAUUUUAGGCUGAGUUGUGUAAGGUGUGAGGUGGCCCGCCUCCUCCUCUUGCCUGGGCCUGCCUGGCCCCCAGUCUACAGUCCUCUCUCCGGCCCAUCAGCACUUUGCUGCUGCGGUGCUGCGGCUGCGGUUGAUUCCGUAUUUGGUGAACAUGAGUCCUUCAGCUUUGUUCUGUUCAGUGUUUUUGGCUAUUUUUGGGUCCUUUGCAUAGAAUGAAUUUUAGGAUUAGUUUGUGAGUUUUUGGGGAAAAAAACCCUACGAUUUUGAUAGAGAUUGUAUUCAGUCUAUAGAUCAUUUGGGGAAAUAGUCCCAUCUUGUCUUCUGAGUCAUGAAUUUUUGAUACCUUUCCAUCUAAUUGUCUUUAGUGGUGUUUUACAGUUUUAGUGAGUUUUUAUGAGUGUUCAUACAAAAUUGAAGCUGGCUGCAGUGGUGCAUACCUGUAACCCCAGUAACUGGGGAGGCUGAGGCAGGAGGAUUUCAAGGCCAGCCUCAGCAGUUUAGUGAUGUUGGGGAGCAGACAGAUGUGAGCGGUGGGAACAGGAGGUUAAGGGGAUGACUCUAUAACAUGGGCCCACUGUGCCGACCCCCACAUGCUUUCUUUUCUAAGAAGCAAUUUACCUGCAACUUUGCCUGGCCGAAGUGGACAGGAUGUGGCACAUUUCUCAAGAAACUACUUGUUACCUGCAGGAGAAAUGCAGGCUCAAAAUAAUGUUGAUGAUGGGGCUGGGGCUGAAGCUUAGUGGCAGAGCGCAUGACCCUUAGUACAACAUAGAACACCUGAAUAAAAUAAAGGCAUUCUAUUCAUCUACAACUACAGAAAAAAUAAUAAUAAUGUUGAUGAUGAGGGCGCGGUGGCCACGCUGGGUAUCCCAGCAGCUCGGGAGGCUGAGGCAGGAGGAUCGUAAGUUCAAAGCCAGCCUCGGCAACUUAGUGAAGCCCCAAGCAAUAUAGUGAGACCCUGCCUCUAAACAUAAAAAGGGCUGGGGGUGUGGCUCAGUGGUUCAGUGCCCCUGGGUUCAAUCCCUGAUGUAUUAAAAAUAAAAUUAAGGAUUUAUGGUUAAAAAUUCAAUUAGAAAUAGUGAGCAUGGGCCAAGGUGACCUAGAGUUAUAGCAGUUAUAGCAGUGGGUCUUGAAAGAUGAUGUUAUCUGUCAGUCAAGGUGGACUUGGGUGGGACUCUCUAGAAACUUCUCUGGAUCCCAAGUAAAACUGGAGCCUUGAGAGUGCCCUGUCCCUUUUCCUGUCCCUUCAGUAGGCUCACUCCUGUUGACUCUGAGCAGCAGGGUCUGGACCUUUCUACCGAUCGUGGGACUGGGGCCUGCCCUCCUCCUGCUCUCAGGAGCCCUGCCCUGGAACAGCAAGACCCUGCAACUCAGUGGGACCCUGUCUCAAAGUAAAAAGUGAAGGGGCUGGGGUGAUGGCUCAGCGGUAGGAUGCUCACCUAGCACGGGUGGGACCCGGGUUCCGUCCUCAGCACCCGUAGAAAUGAAGGCAUUGUGUUGUGUCCUUCUACACCAAAAAAUAAAUAUUGAAAAUAAAUAAGUAAGUAAAAAAUGAAAAGGGGUGGGGAUGCAGCUCAGAGAGUAAGCACCCUGGGUUCAAUCCACAGUGCCAAAAAAAAAAAAAAUAAUAAUAAUAAUAAAUCAUUCCUAAGUGUUCUUUUUGAUGCUAUUAUAAAUUUGUUUGCUCUCUGAGUUCCAUUUUUCAAUUAUUUGUUUGUUGCUAAUGUAUGAAAAUACAACCGAUUUUUGCAUGUUGAUCUGUAUCCUGCCACCUUGCUAAGCUAAUCUGUUGGUUCUAACUAAGUGUGUGUGUGUGUGUGUUUUCCAAACGCUUUUUUGUGCACAGUUGUGUCAUCUGCAAACGGGGAUCUUUUCCUUCUCCUUUGCAGGCUGGGUGCUUCCUGUGCCUGUGUCUUGCCUAAUUGCUGGCUGGCACCUCCUGCCUGGUGAGGACCAGACCUGGCAGAGCAGAGGCCCCUGUCUUGCUCCUGAUCUCAGGGGCGGCUCAGCCUUUCCCUGCUGAGUGUGACGCCAGCUGUGUUCUGUAGCAUCACAUUUCCAGAGCGAAGUCCCCUUACUCCUGAUUGUCCCUUUGUCAUGAAGGAUCGUAUUUUAUCAAAUGCUUUUUGUUUCACUGCCAAACGCUUUUUCUCCAUUCUCAAGAUGGUGAGAUGGUCUUUCCCCUUCUCCUGAUCAGGCUGGGGCCUCCCGGGUGCCUCGUGGGUGACACUCUUGCACUCCUGCCCUGGGGUGGGUCCUCUCCUUGUGCUGCUGGGUCUGUCGGCUGGUGUGGUGCAUCUGGAUUCUUAGGGGACGUUGGUUUGUCAUGUUUCUUGUGACGUCCUUGGUAUCAGGGUCUUGCUGGCCUCCCAGAACGCGGUGGGAAGUUGCGAGGACCGGUCAUCAUCACUCCAGCCCUGGUUGGGGUUCACCAGCAACGCCUUGGCCCUGGGCUUUGUGAGACUCCUUAGCUGGUGGUGACCUGAGUGCAUGGAGCAGCUCACUCUGCCCAGGAGCCGUCCUGCCCCCUGGUGACCUGUGCUGGGCGGGACUGCUGCUGCUCACGUCUCCCUGUGCCCAGUGCUUGGAUUCUCUCCCCUGCUCUCGCCCCUUCCUCCCUCCUUCUCCCUUGGUCAGUCUGGCUAAAGGUUCAUGACUUUGUUGUUCAUUCAAAGACAUGACCACUGGUUCUGUUCAUCGUUGACUUUUCCGUGCUUUAUUCCACUGAUCUCUACUUCGACCGGCACCAUCUCCUCUGGGUGCUUUGGCUCUAGUCCACUGUGUGUGUUUCCUGAGACAGAAGAGUCGCUUCCUGGCUGCAGCCCUCAGUUUCCGUGUCUACCUGGGCUCUCCUGUGAGCGCUCCCGGGUGCUGUGUUCCUGCACUCCUGUCCCUUUUCGCAGUCCUGGUGGCGGAACCCGGCCUCACACAGCGAGGCAAGCGCUCUCCCACUGUGCUGUGCCCUAGCCCUUUCUAAAAUCUAAUUUUAAAAAAGAUGAAAAGACUUUAAAGCACCCUGAAUUCAUUUCCUAGUACUCAAAAAUAAAUAAACCUGGAACCUGG